Molecule: messenger RNA, 3816 nt
Organism: Asterias rubens (European starfish)
Lineage: Eukaryota; Metazoa; Echinodermata; Asteroidea; Forcipulatida; Asteriidae
Product: solute carrier organic anion transporter family member 2A1-like
Exons: 9
Coding region: 112-2160 (682 amino acids)
Biological process (GO): sodium-independent organic anion transport; transmembrane transport
Cellular component (GO): membrane
Molecular function (GO): protein binding
Source: RefSeq, a predicted model, not a curated record
UUUGUCAUUUCAUCUUUGAAGGAUAAACGUGUGUUAAUAUACUGCAGAGUUUGCUGAAGCGAGUGCACACAACUUUUUUUGCGGCAGCCCUGGAACCAGUUUAUCUGCAAAAUGGAUGAAAAUACACCUUCAGAUAAAGAGUCCACCGGAGAUCCCGUAAUGGCCACUUUCCAAAGUAUAAAUGAAACACCAGAGGAUGAAAAGUGCGGCUGUUCUCUUCUCGGUUACCCAAGAUGGCUCCAAAGGUUUGCUUCCAUCAAGCUCGUCAUUCCCAUCAUCUCCCUGCAGAUGAUUUUAAUCGCUUUCUUUUCCUCCAACUUUGAAGCGUCACUCACCACGAUCGAGACCCGCUACCAGUUGAGCAUCGCCGAGCUCGGCCUCAUCACGACCAUGUUCACCGCGGGCUCUCUGGUCUCGACCGUCGUCGUGACGCAUUUCGGGGGCAGGCCAACCAGCAGUCGCCCGGUGUGGAUUGCCGUUGGAGGGAUCAUUUUAUCCAUCGGAAUGUUCAUGUUCACCUUGCCUCAGUUUGUCUUCUCCCCGUACCAGCCACCGUUGUCCACGCUGCUAGGUCCGUCCGCGCUUAACGACUCAGGGACACACACCGGUUUGUGCGCCCUUGAAGCAGGGCCCACCAUGCAGGAGGAGGAUGGAGAUAUCAUCUGCGAAGAUGAAGAUCGCCAAACUCUCUUUGAGAACAAUGUUACUUUCAUCAUCUUCCUUAUAGCAGAGCUUCUGGUCGGUAUAGGUUUUGGGCCGUUGAUACCACUUGCACUGUGUUAUAUUGAUGAUAGCGCGAGUACAGGAACAACGGCCUUGGCAUCAGGAAUUUUCGACAGCGUUUAUGGGAUCGGUGGUAUCCUUGGUUUCCCAAUUGCCGGUAUUAUGCUGGGCAUCUGGGUAGAUUUCAACCGUGUAGAUGUCAGUGAGAUCACCCUCACCCCAGACGACUACGGCUGGGUAGGUGCCUGGUGGCUGGGGUUCAUCAUUAUGUCAACGGCGUAUUUCCUGCUCUCGUUUAUUCUGUUCUUGUUCCCAAACCGUCUACCCAUGAGCCGUGGGAAGGAGGAUGCUGAUAUCAAGGAGGUCGAGGAGAGCAACAGAGAGAGGGGAACAAAGGACGGGACGAAGGUUGGGACAUCAGCUCUUGCGGCUCUCAAAGAGUGGCCUCGUUCAGUAUGGCGACUUCUGAAGAAUCCAAUUUACCGUCUGAGUUGUCUGUCGUACAUCACGGAGAACGCCCUCUUCUAUUCACUAUUCACCUUCUUCCCAAAAUACAUGCAAGACCAGUUCAGCAUCGACGUGUUCACGUCUGGCAAUAUAUUCGGUUUUGCCAUCAUCCCAGCCUGGGCGUUGGGUUCACUUAUCGGCGGUGUCUUAGUCAAGGUAUUCGGCCUCAAGUUACGAGGGUUGGCCAUGCUAGGAUGGGUCACUGCUUUGAUGUCCACUGGCCUCGUUAUCACUAUAAUGCUUAUUGGAUGCCACAAUUUACCAACGGCAGGCGUGACUGUUGGUUACCAGGGAACUGAAUUAGAAAGCGUCAGUUUAGACGCACCGUGUAAUUCAGACUGUUUCUGUGAUCCUGAAGCCGCCUUCAUUCCACACUGUGGAUCGGAUGGUAUCACCUAUUUCUCUCCUUGCCAUGCAGGAUGUACGGGUGCAACCGAAAACGAGACCUACACAGGGUGUUCUUGUCUGGAGUUACCAUUGUCAUCAGAGUCAUCGACCACGCCCCCAUCGCUAACGCCUGGCCACUGUGAGUCCGAUUGCUCAAGUUUCGUCAUCUUUGUCUUCGUGGCAGCCGUCUGGGUGUUCAUUACGGGACUCAUCGGCUCUCCUAGAAACAUCAUCAUAAUAAGUUCCGUCGAUCCAGAAGACAAAACUUUUGCUCUUGGUCUGAGCCGUGUCCUCGCCCUGACCUUAGGGUCACUACCAUUCCCGGUGCUGUUCGGAACCUGCAUCGAUUCCUCGUGUCUGGUAUGGCACACCCUUUGCGGGGAGCGAGGAUUCUGUGAAGUGUACGAUAUCGAAAGAUUCCGUCUGAUUCUGUUCGGGUUGUCCAGUGCGAUUAUUGUACUGCAGGCAAUAGUGUUCUUCAUGUUGUGGCUGGUAGCCCGACGAAGGCAACCUGGACCUAGAUACGCUGAGGUGACCUACUGAAACAGGGAACCAGGGGAAACUCAAGACACUUGACCAUAGAUCUUUCACAUGCUAUAUGUAUUAUGUUAACUGCACGCCGAGUUAGCCAUACCAUAAAGUUAUCAAUACCAGGGCCAACUUUCAUAAAGCUGGUUAGCUGGAAAUACUGCUUAGCAAGUUUCUUUGCUGAGCAAAACAAUAGGAGACUUUUGGGACGCUUGGUGGCAGCAGACUUACCAGGUAAAAUCCAUUGUUCUCGGUAAUGUGCGCAGGCUCAGAUCUACGUAAACAAUUGGAAAUUUACCUGGUAAGUCUGCUGCCACCUAGCGUUUCAAAGUCUCCCAUUAGUUGGGAGCCAGUUACGUUUUAUGGAUGUUAUGGCUGGUAACACGUUUCUGUUAAACAAGAUUUUAUUGGCUUAUCAAGUUGUUAUUGUUACAAGCUUAAAAAUUGGCCUCGACAGGCACUUUAUUUUGCUGCCAUAGUGCGCGCAAACAUGUAUUUGCGAAGUAGUAUACAGAGUCUAUAUUGGGGUUGAUGGUGGCGAAGUGACGCAUCGCAUUUCUCUAUAUGGCGUUUGCUAACCGAAAUUGUCUAAAUAUACGCUGCGUGAAUAUGAUUAGAAUACAUCAUAGGAAAGGGUAAUUGGAAUAAUAUGGCAAAAUUGGUGAACAGACAAAAACAUCAAAUAAAAUGCGAACAACAAACAAUCAUUCCAAGUAAACCAUCCACUCCUUUAACGCUCAUUCUGGGUGCGAAGGCAAAGUCACACAGGCUGUUUUUUUAUAUGAUUGAGUAAUUGAAACGAAAAACACUUCGGCAACACAAUAAGAGACACUACCUGAAACUUACUAUGGCAAUGUAAAGAAACUGAAACGUGAAUGAAUUUUCUUUGAGAUCGUCUGGAGCUGGUUGCCUGUAAAUUGCCUUCUGUGACAUGACUUUAAGAAACCAUUAAGACGGUCAAGAUGUCACAACGGGUAGACGAUCCUAUAGGAAAGAACUAAAGACUUCAAUCAUUAAGACUCUACCUGUGGAGUUGACCUUCGUAGCAUUUGUGCAAAGUAAAGUGAAUGUCCGCCACAGCAAAGCACGACCUAAAGUUUUGUAUACAACAAUCGGCCUUUUUAGAGUCGGUUUUGAAGGGGAUUUUUUUGUAUUUGUUAACCGAAAAAUAGGGUACUUUUAAACAAGUUUCUGUAUAUGGCCGUCACAUUUAAAUGGUGGUCGAUGUACGUUGUAUAUAAAAGUUAGACAAUAGAAUUAGCCGUUGAAAAAAUGCUUUCCGACAAAAUGGACAUAUAUAAAUGUAAUUACUGUAUAACCAAAUAAAUAAAACAGAAAAAGGGUUUUCACUGGCCUGACGUUUCGACCAUAUAUAGCAAAGUACUUCUUUAUAAAACGCUCUUUAACUGACGGUACGACUUUUUAAAGGCACCGGACACCAUUGGUAAUUACUCAAAAUAAGUAUUGCAUAUUAAUCAAACUUGUAUCGAGCAAUGGAGAUCGCUGUUGAGAGCAAACUAUGUAAUAAACACUCCCCUAGUCUGAAGUAUAACGUAGGUUUGUAGAAAGGGUUAGUUUUCUAUACUAAAAUUUAAAAGGAUUCAGGCCUGAAGUAUCUGAAUAACGUUAACCAUCUGAAAGCAUACAAACUUGUGCAACAAGUGUGCUUUU